Molecule: messenger RNA, 1383 nt
Organism: Puma concolor (puma)
Lineage: Eukaryota; Metazoa; Chordata; Mammalia; Carnivora; Felidae
Gene: FAM124B
Product: family with sequence similarity 124 member B
Cellular component (GO): nucleoplasm
Source: RefSeq, a predicted model, not a curated record
AUGGACGAGACACCAGAGCCUCUGGCCAUGACCGUCCACCUCCUGGCCAACUCUGGGCACGGCUCGCUUCUGCAGCAAACUCUCGACCGGCUCCUGGACUGCGUGUGCCCAGACGUCCGUCCCUUUCUGGUGUCAGAGCGGGUCCGGCCAGCGAAAUACUACGACAGGGGCCACUCCAAGCGCUCACGGUUCCCGGGGAUGUCUGUUUUGCUCUUCCUGCACGAGAGCCUCGGGGAGGAGCGGCUGUUCCGGGUCCUCGACUCCCUCCGGCGCUGGCCCUGGCAGUGCUACCCGGCCCCCAACGCUCCGGGGCGACCGUGUCCCUACGUUCUCGCCAAGCAGGAGUUCUACAGCCUGGACAGCCAGAUGCCCGUCUGGGGAGUGAGGCAGGUGCACUGUGGGGCCGAGAUCCUGCGAGUGACACUCUACUGCAGUUUUGACAACUACGAGGAUGCCAUCAGACUCUACGAGCUGAUCCUGCAGAAGGACGCCACCUUGCAGAAGAGCAACUUCUGUUUCUUUGUGCUCUAUGCCACCGAGAGCUUUGCUCUGCAGCUGUCCCUGAAGCAGCUGCCCCUCGGGAUGUCAGUGGACCCCAAAGAGUCUUCAGUGCUGCAGUUUAAGGUCCAAGAGAUUGGCCAGUUAGUGCCUCUUCUACCCCAUCCGUGCGUCCCCAUCAGCCGCACCAGGUGGCAAACACAGGACUAUGACGGCAACCAGAUUCUGCUUCAGGUCCAACUGAAUCCAGGACUUGGUGUGAGGAAUGGCGAGCUUUCCUUUCUGAACGGCACCUCGGGAGCUAACACGCUUCCCCAGGGCUCCAGGCUGAUCCCUGUCUCCACAAGGAGGACCCUAGAGCCCAGAGGCCGAAGAAGCCGGGCCAGGAGGAUCAAGGUGGGCUCUCCGGAGUGCCCAGCGCCCGGCGGAUGCCCAGCGUCAGACAGCUAUAGUGGUACUUUGUGGAAAAACCCUGGUUGCCCAUCCCAGGACCGCAGCGCAGCCACGGGUGCCCGGAUGCAUCUGCCUUCUCCCCACCUUCAGCCUGGGGCCACAGCAAAGGUCCUCAGCGCGGAAAACAGCUUUGAGAAGCUGGAGGCAGAAACUAAUGUUGACACAGGGCGCACCACGGUCAACUGUGAACCCAGGCAAUCUGUUCUGAGCAAAUUUCCAAGGGAUCUCCAGGCCAGCCAGCCACCAUCCUGCUUGCCAGACUCAUCCUUAGGGGCAACUGCCUCCAAGAACAAUAAAAUCUCUAAGGAAAGGAUCCAUGGUUUGUCCCUUGCUGGCCAGAGGGAUCUUGGUGCAAGGAAGACGGUGUCAAAAUGUCUCCUUCACCUGCCAGUCCAGGGUGAAGAAAAAGAAGAAGAAGAAUUCUUUAUAUAG